GCUUCCCCAUUGGAAGCAUUUUUUUCUGCUGCAAAAAAUACAAUAAACAUGUCUUCAAUUUGCUCGGAGUUUCAGGACUGUGAAGAAGAAAAAACGUGUUCGCCUGGUAAUCCAUUAAAAGAGGAGAAAAAGCUGUGUGCACCUCUCAGACGUCUCUACAACCUCAACAAGAGAAAGUCAUUCGCUGCUUUUGUGUCAUCCAAGCGGGAACCGGGUCCAGAAGCAGGCGGGAGUCCAUCUUGGCGGUGCUGUGGACUUACUUUCACAGAGCACGCCACAGUACACCGGCACGUUGCCAGGAUGCACGCCGGUGAAAUCCAGCGGGUUGCGUGGGCCCAUUACGAGCGAACGCUUAGCCAAAGCCGGCAGGGAGAGGAAGAUGAUGUCAAACCGAGCGAUGAAAGCUUAUGUGUGAACAUCUCUGCUUGGAUGCCAGAUAUUAGUCAUAUCCCAGAGGAGCAACUUGAGAGAGGACCUGGCAAAGUUCUACUGUACUAUCACUACUGCCACGUGGAGGAGCCGCACGUCGUCUGCGCUUGGCAGAGAGCUUUGUGCCAGCGUCUCCGCCUAACCGGCAAGGUGAGAGUGGGUACAGAGGGCAUCAACGGAACCGUUGGUGGGACCCGCGUCGCCACUGAGGUCUACGUGGAUGCCAUGUGCUCGCAUCCGCAUUUCCACAUGGUAAAAAAGGAUUUUAAGACAAGCGACGGCGGUUCUGAGUGUUUUACCGAGCUGAAGGUGGGGGUCUUCAAGGAAAUUGUCCCAAUGGGAUUGGACCCCAAUGUUCUCUCCUAUCGACUCGCAGGAGUUCAUCUAGAGCCGGAGGAAUUUCACAAAAAGGUAGAAGCUCUGAUGGCUGAGGGCGAUGAGCACAGUGACACCGUCCUGCUGGACUGCCGUAAUUUUUACGAGAGUAAAAUUGGUCAGUUCUCGGGAUGUCUGGCUCCAGACAUCCGCAAGUUCAGCUACUUCCCAGACUACGUGGACCAGAACUUGGAGCUCUUCCGAGACAAGAAGGUGCUCAUGUACUGCACUGGGGGAAUUCGCUGUGAGAGAGGAUCCACUUACCUCUGCUCCAAAAAAGUAUGUAAAGAAGUUUACCAGCUAAAAGGUGGAAUCCACAAAUACCUGGAACGCUUCCCGGACGGCUUCUACCGCGGGAAGCUCUUCGUUUUUGACGAGCGCUACGCCAUCUCCACCAACAACGACGUCAUCGCGGUUUGCAGGUACUGCGGACGACCUUGGGACCGUUACCAGCUGUGCACCACGCGCUUCUGCCGCCAGCUUGUCCUCUCCUGCACCGCCUGCCGCUCGGAGGGGCGUAGCGCCUGCUGCCUCGGCUGCUCGACUGGCGGCGCGCGGCGUAAAGAAGAGUGCGAGUGCACGGAUGGACGUCUCAGGAUCCCUCAUGAUGUCAUUGAUGACGAAAAGCCCAUUCAUUAGGUACACUAGGUUGAUGAUCACACAGAUGGCAGGAAAAGUGGGAAGCUUUAGGUACCAUAGGCAGUGAUUUUUGGGGCAGUGGGGCGCACAACAUGUUGAUGACCCUGAAACGCAGUGUCAGCAAUAAAAAUAACUGAAGUUGAAAAUGAGCGUUUCUUGUUUCCCAUCAUUCUUGAGGGGAAUUCUAAAUCAGGCUACUUAGGACAGCUAUACUUUUCGCCAAGAUCGUCAUCCACUGAAAAUGGUACGCCUGCUGAUGUCGUGCAAACUUAGCCACAUCAAAAAUUGUAUCCCCUGGAUCUUUUUUUAGUCAUAUUAUGUAACAUACGUACUGAACGUAUAAAAAAAUAGGCAAUGUUUUACUGUUUUACUCAUAGGAUGACCUAUAACUGCUAUUACUAUAAUUCAAGGCCUGUAUGGAGUUUCUCCAGUUUAACUCAUUCACUCCCAGCCAUUUUCAACGGUGCAACCCCUUUCCCUUCCGGCCGUUUUACUGGAUUUUGACUGAUUUGCAAGGCCCACAGAAAAUUUUGUUCUAUUGCUAUAUAAACAUGGAACCCACCAAAAGAAAGAUCAGGCUCUCUUCUUUCAGCAGGAAAAAAGUAAGUUCAUAUCUUUUUCCAUUCUUUAGAAAUCAGUAUUAGAAAAUAGCGUAGUUUGAGUUAAAUUUCUGAUGAAAAAACAGAGAAAUUGAGCUUUUUGUGAAAGCAGACAUUUCAAGCAUAACUUUGACUUUAACACAGCUAUUUUUUGCUUUAUUUACAUCCCAAACAUCUAAAUAAUGUCUUCCUUUUACAAAAUAACAUAAACAACAAGACAAAUAGAGCUUUUGAUAGCAAAGUAACAAUUUAUUUACACAUAACUAACUGAGAGAUGACGCUGUUGUGGCCACGAUAGCCAGUUAAACUUUUCCCUCAUCGCCGCCUGUCUCAUAAAGAUGGAUUUUUUUGAGUCUUUGUGGGGUCUGCUCGGAGAGCAGCACGGACUCAACUAGAGCUGAAACGAGUACUCGAGCAACUCGAGUAACUCGAGUUUAAAAACUGAUCCGAGUAGUUUUAUUCACCUCGAGUAAUCGUUUAUUUUGACAGCUCUAAGCAUCACGUUUUGCUCGGACUACUUUUAAUGCGGGACAACGCGCUGUCACGUGCGGAGAGGAAGAAGGAAAAAAAAAAAAAUUUACUGCAGCCGACAGCCGCCACAAACGACGCCGACGUUGCUAAAUACUAGCCCGCACGAUGCUACGUUGGUACAGGUAGCGUCUGAUGCGUCUCAUAGAGAUGACAUGUAUGUUGAACUAGAUGCAUAAUGACAGACUGGCCGCGUCUGGGCAGCGUUAGUAAACAGCCGCCAUCUUAAAGCAGAAGAGCGCUAAUAAGUAAGAUUAACGUUACUGUCGCUACUAGCUCACGUAACGUUAGCCCUGCGGAGGGCUAGGUUUCAAUUAAUUAUGACCACUGUCGAUGCGUGGCUAACGUGUCUUACAUACAGGCUUUAACAUAGCAUUGUGGAGUGAUGAGGGUGUAAAAUAAAAACUUAAUCAUGCUAACUAUCAAUUUUAGCUCAGUAGUCAUUGCUGGAUAAAACACCAAGUAGCACUGGUCCCUAAUGUGCUCCAAUACAGCCUGUAUCAUACAUUUAUUUUGAACACUGCAAAAACUCAAAAUCCUAUCAGGACUUACAGUUUAGACUAACUUAAAACUUAACUAGAACUUAAAAAUGGCUUGACACAAAGAGAAAUUCAAUUGAAACACGUGGGAAAAAAUCCUAACUUUUAAGUGAUGUGUGUUAUCAAGCGUAACGGCAUUUUUAGGUAAGAUAUAUAUAUAUAUUUUUUUUAAUAAGAUCUAAAAGUUUUUUGAGUGAAAGCAGUGAAUUAGUCUUUUUUUUUUUUAUUCUAGUUACAUCUGAGAUGCAAUUGUUGGCUGUUUUCAACAAUAUACAUCGAAAAUAAAGACAUUGAUUGACUGAAAAUGGCUCAAGAUUAGAUGAAAUGUCUUGUUUUCUCAUGUAUAUUUAUAAUUGCUCUUCACCUAAAAAUAUAUUUGUUUUAUCCGAUUACUCGAUUAAUCGAUAGAAUUUUCAGUCGAUUACUCGAUUACUAAAAUAUUCGAUAGCUGCAGCCCUAGACUCAACGGCAUCGUCCGCUGCACUGGUGGCCACAGUCGUUCUGCUCUGUCUUCCAGCGCCUGGCACCCCGGGCGUCGUCUAAGUUGUUCUCCAUUCGGUCGUAUUCCGCCGGUGCCCGGCCGUUCGUUGCCGUUGUAUCGGGUUGCGGGUCUUACCAAAUGUGGUACUGCCCUCCAGUGGCCAGUUUUAUUGCUUUAAAAUGGAUUUUCAGCUUUGUGCUUUGGAGCUAAAUUGAAUCAGAACCCAGAGAUGUCUCUUGUAAAAAAAAAAAAAAAAACGUAAAAGACGUAUAAAUACGUCUUUGGGAUACUGAAACAAUUAAAAAUAGAACGUAUUUGUACGUUUUUGGGAGCAAAUGAGUUAAUAAACGUCGAUGUCCAAAAUAUAUAACUUCAGUUCUUUUCUGGCUUCAAUUAAUUGUUUAAGUUGACAUAACCCGUGUGUGUGAGUGUGUGUGCGCGCCCCUGCGGCCAGGGGAUGCAAUUUUUGACCGGGGUAACUACAUUAGCAAGACACCGAUUGGGGCUCUGUUGUACAAUUAGCGUCUUUAGUGGGGCAAAUUGCUCGCUCACCAUUUUGGCGGUGCGCUGCGGCGUUUCAUGGUCCACAUUUUCAAUACUUGGUUCCUGCUCAGUAGUUGUUGUCGCUUUUGAAAGCUUAGGUUUGAAAAAAAAAUACGUAUAACCAUCUUGCCUUUUCAGUCUUCAGGUGGUUUUGGCUAAAAAAAGCAAAUGAGCGUCUAAGGUGCUUGUCACAUGAUCUGUUGGAAAAAUAAUUUUGACCCAUUAUAAAAAUAUCUUUUUUCUUUAUUUCAUUCAUUUUUUUUGUCUUUGUUUUAUUGCUUUACAACUUUUAUAGACAAUAUUUUACCGGAAUUUUUAUUUUUAAUUUUAAAAUCAUAUAUAGGAAAGUCAAUUACAUGCAAUGACACUUUUCGGCCACUUUACAGACCCCCUCAAGUUAUAAAAGACGUAUCAUUCAACUAGUUGCCAGUCGACAUUUCAUCACAAAUGUUAUGAAAAUAUUUUAUGAAGGUUGAAAAGUUACCUAGUUUUUCUUUAAAACUUUAAAAAAUGAAUUCAAACUAAUUGUAAAAUAUUAAAAAGAAUAAAUAAAAAUUCAAAUAAGUGUGGCCUCUGUCUACUUGCUUCGGGAAUUUUGAUUUUUUUGUUUUUGUUUUGUUUGAUAAGUUUCUUGUGACCUAACAAAGCUUAACUAUUGGCUGCCAUUGAUGGCAAUAGACCUCCAAUCCAUUUCAACUGUACGUCUAUUGCAGGCAACAGGUAUUUUCAAGAUCAGUUUCCCUCCUUUACCAACUACUUUUAUGAAACUAUAAAGAUUGAAAAGUUACGUAGUGUUCCUUUAAAGAGAAAAACAAGCUAUUCAUUCAUAUAAUUUUUUACUUUGUAUGCUUCAAGCUUUUGUCAAUAAUUGAAGUAGACUUAUAUCGGGUGCGAUGACGUUUCAAACUUGUCAACACUGCAGAAGUGGAGCUUUUAUUUGUGUUAACAGCACA
Molecule: messenger RNA, 5086 nt
Organism: Corythoichthys intestinalis (scribbled pipefish)
Lineage: Eukaryota; Metazoa; Chordata; Actinopteri; Syngnathiformes; Syngnathidae
Product: thiosulfate sulfurtransferase/rhodanese-like domain-containing protein 2
Exons: 9
Coding region: 49-1443 (464 amino acids)
Source: RefSeq, a predicted model, not a curated record